AAGAGCUGGAGGUACGUCUGAAGAACUUCUCUUGCUCAUUUGCAGAUGCAAAAUUCGUUACCUACCUAUUCUCCAAGAAAGAAAUCUUCCAUUACCCGUCCGGUCCCUACCUACCUACCACUUCCCUGUUGCCUCAAUCGUUAUCUCAGAUUCGACUAUACCGUGGUUGGGACUUGCAACCGCGUCUUGCACUAAUAUAAAUAGAUAUCUUUUGCUAACACUACGCAUAUGCAAGCUUGUCUCUGCUUUUCCCAACUAUACCCGUCUUUUUCUUAAAGUCUCUCUAGAGCUUCGCUUGCCCGCUUAGCUAGACUACGACACUUUGCCUGAUGACUCAUAUUUAAGACAAGAUAGUAGCACGAAUACUGUCGCCCACUACCCCUCCAGCGUCGUCAUCGGCCGAUCGUAUAGCCCUUCCACCGCCACUAUUGUCGUUGCUAUUAUUAUUGCUGUCGCCGCUGUAGCUGUAGCUGUCGCUCCCGCUUCCCACCCCGCGCCGCCAUGGUUGCGCAGCCGAUCAAUGGGGGUAUGGGGAUGGACGGCCGGGGCGUUCUCGCCAUAGCCGAUGGGACUCGAGACCUCGAGGUCCUGCCCAAAAUACAACAAGCCCUCGACGUCGUCUACAGCCCGUACUCGUCCAACGACCAGCGCAAGGACGCCCAGUCCUUUCUCGAGUCGGUCAAAGAUACCUCGGAGGCACCCACACACGGCUUUCGUCUAGCCUCUGACAAGAGUCAACCCCCGGUGGUCAGACACUAUGCACUUUCUCUGCUCGAGCAUGCUAUCAAACAUAAAUGGGGAGGCUACGCCCCGCAAGAGGCCGAGGCUUUGCGUAACUGGGUGCUAAGGCUGUCGCGUGAUGUUGUGAAGGCAGACCCGGUUUAUUUGAGGAACAAGAUAGCUCAGUUAUGGGUCGAGGUCGCCAAGAGGAGUUGGGGAGCGGAGUGGAUGGACAUGGACUCCCUUCUUGUUCAGCUAUGGCAAGUACCCGAUUCUGCCGUGCAUAAGGAGUUCGUGCUGGCGGUUCUAGAGGACUUGUCGGACGAAAUCUUCAAUGGCGAUGACAUGGUUGUUCAGGUUCGCGAGAGGACCCUUAGUAAGGCCUCUGUUGAGAUCUUUACGCCUGUCGCAGUCUUACUGGAGGCUUUUCCGCACCGCGAAGCGGGACCUGACGUGCGCUCUGGAGAGGAGGGUUGGCUGGCACGAAUAGUCGACCUACUGCGCCAGUGCUUGUCUGGGGACGUCCAGAAUAACGAAGACUUGCGUAGUUGCGCUAUUCGCGGCUUCGCUGUCAUGUAUACGUUGAUGCCAUGGGUCAUCCCAAAGUCGGUUGCUAUGACGGGAGCUAUAUUUGUCAUUUGUGAAGGCCUGCGCGCCACUCACAUCGAAGUUCAGAAGGCCUCUCUAGAAGCUUUACACGCUCUAUACUCUCGUACUAGUUUUAACGAUGAAGAGUUUUCGGAACUAGUAGUUCCAUUAUUCGAUACUCAAUACGUAACACUUUUCAGACAAUUAUUUGAGUGGUCUAUCGUCGAUCCAGACGACCUAGAUGAUGACAAGUACCAGCUAUCCAAAAAACUCUCCGAGUUGAUAUCAUACCUGGGCAAUUACUUGGAACGACGAUUUUCGGCAUUACCCACAGACCCGUCAAAAGUUGACUUGAUGGGAUUUUUGCAGCUACUUGUUCUCAUUACUCAGAAUCAGAGCUUGGUGGUUUCGAUUCCGGUGCUGGUCACGUGGUGUCGUUUGCUAAACCAUCAUGGUUUGGGACCGAACAUCGCGGCCACGGCUGCAGUGAUCGGUCCCUUGCUGGAAGUCUGUAGCAGCAGGCUAAUUCGAUACGAGAGUCUUCCUGAAGAUAGCGAAGACCCAACUAUUCGCUUUUUAUUUGAAGAUACUGAUACUUUCCCUGAAAGGCACCUUUUCUUAGGCAACUACCGCCGUUAUGCUUCACAAGUCAUUGAGACUAUCGUCUACCUGAAGGUAUCUGACGCAAUGCAACAUAUACUUGGACAGACUGAGAAUGUCUUAGCCCAUCUCUAUGACAAUUCCCCGCCCCUUGACAUGGCAAACUAUUCAAAAGUAUCCCAGCCUGUGCUGCAGGUCGAUGCGCGGGCAACGGUUAUCGAAGCAGCCCUCAAAGGUUAUAGCAAAUGGCGGGCUGGGAUCGGGCGUGAUGGUAAACAAGAAACCCAGACGCUUAGCACCCUUGAAAGCAGCUUAGAAACAUGGUGUAAUCGGCUCUUAGGGAUGAAAUUUGAGGAUCCUCUCAUAAGAAAGAGAAUUUUGCAGCUUCUUGUGGCGUUUUCCACCUCCGUCCUCGAUAAGAACCCGGCAUUUAUGCUUAAAGUCCUUGAGCAUAUACUUGUUACCUGGCCCGCUACUCACCCUGAGUACAAGCUAUAUAGCGAUGCAAUCAAAGAUCUCCAAGGAGAAAGUAUGGUCGAGCUUCAGAGACUCGCGGCUAAGAUGCCUGAUCACCUACUGGAUGUAUAUGAUCAAAUCGCAGCGAAGGUCAAUGAAAUGGUUGCGUCUGGUACAUUGGAUGAAAAGCGCCAAAUUACAUAUCAGACCUUCCUCUUUACUAUCAUCCACCGGUCCCGUCGUCUAGAUCAGAAUACCAAGGUUCAAAAACUGCAGGGAUUUCUUAACCCCAUAAGGACACAAUGGCAAGAUUCCCAAUUAAAACAAGGUCUAAGUUCCCACGCCAGCUUUUUUGAGCUCAUGGGGCUAGACAAGGCUCAAGGGUACAUAGUUCACAAAGGAAUGCACAAUAUCCAAGAUUGGGGAUCUGUGGAGCUCGAUGAGGAGGGUAAGGCAUUGCAGGCUGAGCUUGAAGCAAGACAAACCAGUAUACCCUUGCGCUUAACGAAAUCGUUCCUCACUUGCUCUGUCGAUAAAAUUGAAAGAGGCCAAGAACCCUUUCAAGUGUCGUCUCUUUUAUGGCAGGAUUACUUCCCCAUCAUCUUACCGGAACUCCUCAAAUUUCUCAGUUAUGCCCAUGCCUCACAUUCUCCAAAUAAUUGGACCGUUCUCCCACCGGAGAUGAGAACUAUGGUCGGUCGGAUACUUACGGAUCGCUUCUGGCAAUCUGGUAUAUCUGAAGGCAGCAAGGAUGAAUUCUACGCUCGCGUGCUAGAAAAGAAGCAUACUUUCGAGGGAUUAGCUUCAACUAUUCGCGGAUCCAUUCGAUUUGUUCGGGAAUCCUGCUAUGCAAUCAUCUACUGUAUGACACGACUUGAGACCCAGUUCUAUGGGUUCAGCGAACUCCCAGGGCCAUUAGCUCAUGCCCUUCUGGCUGAGACUUCUAGCUUAUCAGCGCAUCAACUCAUCAACCUUCUGAACUUGGUUAGAUUCCUGGUUGAUAAUUGCCCGGUUCCCUUACGAGAUCACUUUCUACCCCCUAUACUGGAAGCAUGUUUUCGGCAGAUGGAUGCUAGGGUGCAUGGUGAAUGGACAAAACUCGGCGAGCAACAAACUAUCAAGUCUGCAGGAGAUGACUUGACAGAGGAGAUGAAGAACGAAAGCAUACUCAGGCAGCUUACCUACACAUCCGUAAUGCUCGUAGCGGAUUUUCUGGAUCCUGCUCGUAAGAAUCUCACCAAGGACCAAGAUGGUUCUAGUGAAGACUUGCGGAAAUGUCCUUCGUUAAGAAAUUUCUGCCUGAUGCACUCCUCCAUCGUAGAGCCUCUCCUCUUCUUCUGUACCCGUGUGAUCGGGGUGAAGGAUACAAGAUGCUGUAGCAUCAUGCUGCGGGUUUUGAAAACUGUGGUCCCAGAAUUUGAGACUGUGGUAGUCGACGCAAACACGCUGAUGAAGAGCCCCGAGGCCAAGAGUCUCGAUAAUGCAUGGAUCCCUGCCGAGACGGCAUCGGUCAUUCGCGAAUAUAUAUCAAGAGACGUGAUAAUGGCUUGUGUCACGUCGCUCCACGAACCUUACUUUGUCGAGCAGCAGAAGGAGCUAGCAGCUCUCAUUGCUACGAUCGUCGUCUCCUAUAGGUACCACAGCACAACCGCGCGGGACAUACUCGUGUCCCUACCGAAUAUGAAAGCCGAGGACGUGGACAAGGGCAUUGAGUUCAUGGUUAAGGGCGCUACCAGCUUCCGCGGUCAAAGAGCAGUGAUUCUGGAAUUGCUACGUGACCUCAAGGGCGUGAGUGUCUCAGAAAUGGGGAAGUUGUCCAAGAGCAUCGGACUGCCAUCGUCACAGCGUUCUUCGAGGAAGCCAACGCGUAGCAUGAUGGCGCAGAAAUUCAUGACGGCACCAGAGUCCAUGAACGAUGGAACAGAAGGUGCAAACGCAGAUGCGGACAACACCAAUGGACUAGAUGGGAUCGCUGGGUUAUUCCAAAUGUAGUUGACUUGAAUGACAGCCCAGCUGCCCUUAGGGCUGCGGCACCCAAGUUCAUUGCUGUAAUAGCCUGCCCAAACCGCUCUGGUUUUAUCGCGACUUGGACAACUAAUCCACUAGGUGUCACGGCUGCGUAGCUAUAGUAGUUAAGCGAUGUGUGUUUUUAUUUACUUAACUAUGCAAUACCCCUUACCUGAGCAUGACAUGACAGUUGGAUUUUCAAGUUGUCACUAGAUGGGCUUGUACCUGUAGCACCAAUACAAAUAAGUUUAGCUAGCUAGUAUAGUCGCCGUCCAUUAGUCCUCAGACUGAAUGAUUAAUGAAUACAAAACUAAAACUAGACGGGUAUAUUUGAACCUUCCGAGAUAUGCUUUCCUUUCUAGUGAAGCUAAUAGCUCUGAAUUCAUAGGUAUCUCUUAUAUCGCUUACAUUGAAAGCCCGACUUUCUACUUAUACCUCCGGAGUCUCGCAAUGGAGCGAAUGACAACAGAGUAUAUCUACCUCACUAGGUAUGGGGCAUAACCCUAACUACAUACAUGUAUCGUAUGUAUCUUCAUCAAGUACCUCAGUAGUACAGUAGUGCAGUAGUGACGGUAUCAGCAUCUAUCUACCUAUGUCGAAGAGACACGAGGG
This is a messenger RNA of Xylaria bambusicola, 4983 nucleotides long. RefSeq names its product armadillo-type protein. The transcript has 11 exons. Gene Ontology annotation, biological process: RNA export from nucleus; protein export from nucleus. Bases 502 to 4356 code for a protein of 1284 amino acids. Lineage: Eukaryota; Fungi; Ascomycota; Sordariomycetes; Xylariales; Xylariaceae. The record is from RefSeq and is a predicted model, not a curated record. Gene Ontology annotation, cellular component: nucleus; cytoplasm; RNA nuclear export complex. Gene Ontology annotation, molecular function: nuclear export signal receptor activity; small GTPase binding; RNA binding.